Molecule: messenger RNA, 1332 nt
Organism: Colletotrichum gloeosporioides
Lineage: Eukaryota; Fungi; Ascomycota; Sordariomycetes; Glomerellales; Glomerellaceae
Exons: 2
Coding region: 1-1332 (443 amino acids)
Source: RefSeq, a predicted model, not a curated record
AUGGCGGACUUCGGCGGAUCGCAUAACCCGGCUGACCUGUCGUCUCUUCCGCAAGAACUUUUGAGAUUGAUUUUGUCGCAUUCUUCCGACAUUCACAGCCUUUUACACGCUGUUGCGUCUUGUCGCGCAUUUUAUGGCGCAUUUCACUCGUUUUCAAGUCCCUUGAUCGACUCCGUCUUGCACCGAGAGCUGGAUUGUUCAUUACUCCCCGAGGUCAUUCGAGCUAUCCAAGCGAGUCGACUGCGCAACUCAAGCCUUUCGAAGCAGGAGCUAUCAGAAGCUAGGAAGCACCUUCUUCAGCGUGAGCCAGAGGGAUCCCUGGAUUGGACAGUCUCCGAAGGAAUUGCCGCCAUACAACUACGCAACAAUGUCGCAGACCUUUCGCUUGCGAUUUGUAGGGAAUACUUGAAUAAUCUCGAGUCUCACAUUGGCAAUGGACACGAAUGGCCACCUUCUGACGACGAGUUACGUCGUAUCCAACAGGCUCUGUUUCGAUUCGAGACUUACUGCAACACCUUUCCACCUCUAGGUGAACACCUUUGGCCAAAUGAUGACGUUCGAGAAGAAUGGACCACCUUUUUCGACAUCUACCAGCCCUGGGAAAUUGAGCAACUCGGAAGUGUCCAUGAGGCGCUCUUCCGCCUCCUUGCACCUCUCUUUAAUGAUUGUGCCAUGCACGAUAUAUCCUGGGCCUGGGAUGAAGUGAGGUACGCACGCGAUUAUGAUGAUGGCCACGUGGAGUGGCUAUUGUCUGGCGGCUUAAGAUACGUCAACAAAAUCCUGAAUACCGCAAAUUUUCACGAUCGCUGGGUACUCAUGGGCGGCCGUGAGGCUAUACAUCAUGAAUGCAACUGGCUGUACGAGACUUUCCAGACGUACAAGAACCUAUUUUUGUUAAGACAAAAAGGUCAGGAAUCCGGCAUAGGGCGGGUCACCAAACCAGGCGAUGUGAAGGAAGAUGACACCCUUUCUACCGUCGAGAGGCUUUGGGAGUGGUCCCAUGUGAAACACUACGAAGGCUGGGGCGAGCAGAGCUUUAGGUGCAAUAUGGCGAUGGAGGACCUUUUCAGAUCACUGAGGUCGUGUGGAUAUGUGUUCUGGGACGAAGGCAGAUUGACACGUAUUGGAUGGUUCGACCAAAGUGUACAUGAUCUCGACCUUGACAUUGGGGAUGAAAUCUACAAAAACGCCCCUUCACUUCGAUCAGAAGAACGUUCUUGGAUAAUUCGAUCUGGUCUUUAUCAGGAAGGUAAACGUGGUUACUGGGACGGAAAUCCAGAGACGACAGCUAUCGACCCCUCACAAGAAUGGAGGCUAGCAGCUUACGACUAG